AUGACGGACAUCGCACACGGGAGUACGUACAACCGUCGCGCAGCGGUCAACACCGCUGCUGAGCAGGUUGCGGCGGGCCAGUACGCCGAAAACAAGCCGCGCGCAAUCAUGUUUGUCAAUAAGCGACCGGUUGAGAUCAUUCCGCAAGAGGAGAACGUGUUAGAGGUGCUGGAGCGAGAGGGCAUCACCAUGCCGAAGUUUUGCUACCACCCCAUCCUCUCCGUCGCAGGUAACUGCCGUAUGUGCAUGGUGCAGGUCGACGGCACUCAGAACAUCAUCGUCGCAUGCUCCACCGUAGCGUUACCUGGUAUGUCGAUCAUCACUGACAGCCGUCUCGUGCGCGACGCCCGUGAGGGUAACGUGGAGCUCAUCCUCAUCAACCACCCGAACGACUGUCCGAUUUGCGAGCAGGCCACGAACUGUGAUCUGCAGAAUGUGAGCAUGAACUACGGCACCGACAUCCCGCGCUACCGUGAGGACAAGAAAGCCGUUGAGGACUUCUACUUUGACCCGCAGACGCGUGUUGUGCUGAACCGCUGCAUCCACUGCACCCGGUGCAUCCGCUUCCUGAACGAGCACGCACAGGACUUCAACCUUGGCCAGAUUGGCCGAGGUGGUCUGAGUGAGAUUUCGACCUUCCUCGACGAGCUAGAGGUCAAGACGGACAACAACAUGCCUGUCUCUCAGCUUUGCCCUGUCGGCAAGCUAUACAUGGGCGACGCGGAUGAGAACAACGAAAUCCUGCGCGAGCUCGAGGCGGCGGAGGUCACGGCGUGA
Messenger RNA from Leishmania braziliensis MHOM/BR/75/M2904, 777 nucleotides. Its product is annotated as NADH:ubiquinone oxidoreductase 78 Kd subunit-like protein. The transcript has a single exon. Bases 1 to 777 code for a protein of 258 amino acids. Gene Ontology annotation, biological process: ATP synthesis coupled electron transport. The record is from RefSeq and is a predicted model, not a curated record. Gene Ontology annotation, molecular function: iron-sulfur cluster binding; NADH dehydrogenase (ubiquinone) activity. Lineage: Eukaryota; Euglenozoa; Kinetoplastea; Trypanosomatida; Trypanosomatidae. Gene Ontology annotation, cellular component: membrane.